AUGGUCACAAAUCCGAAGAGAGUGCCCACCCUCGUGGAGGGUACCACAUUGAGGAUCAACAGCUUGCCAGAGCAGGUGGGCGGCUGUCUAUAUCGCCUCGGGCAAUCUCACCUCGCCGAGAUCAAUGAAGAUGAGAUCAGCGGGCAUGUUGCUGCAGACUUGACCACCCUUAAGCGAUUCAUCAAGGAAGCGGUAGACUCACGCAUGACCGAGGUCUCCUCGGCCAUUAAGGAAGAUCAUGCCACUUGGCAAUCCGGAAUGAACAUUCGAAUCCGCCAUCUGGAAGACAGCCUGGGAGAAGCCGCCGCGGUCUCGGAACUCCAAGAACAAGUUGCCGAACUCUCCCUGAUCACGGCGAUUAUUCGUGAUCAGAUUGCGUUGACUCCCACCCUUCUCCAGUUUGAUCCUUGA
Molecule: messenger RNA, 411 nt
Organism: Neurospora hispaniola
Lineage: Eukaryota; Fungi; Ascomycota; Sordariomycetes; Sordariales; Sordariaceae
Exons: 2
Coding region: 1-411 (136 amino acids)
Source: RefSeq, a predicted model, not a curated record